This is a messenger RNA of Durio zibethinus, 3221 nucleotides long. RefSeq names its product serine/threonine protein phosphatase 2A 57 kDa regulatory subunit B' beta isoform-like. Gene Ontology annotation, biological process: signal transduction. Gene Ontology annotation, molecular function: protein phosphatase regulator activity. The record is from RefSeq and is a predicted model, not a curated record. NCBI's taxonomy places the organism in Eukaryota, Viridiplantae, Streptophyta, Magnoliopsida, Malvales, Malvaceae. Gene Ontology annotation, cellular component: protein phosphatase type 2A complex.
CUUCCCUUAAUUACCCACGACUUCACUUCCCUCUUUCUCUCUCUCCUUCUUGCUUUUCCCUUAAAUAGGUUCCGUCCGUACAAUUGGUAGCCGGAACACACCACCGAUGGAUUAGCUGAGCACAUCCCGGCAAUAUGCUUUUUCAGAUGACUCUGUCCAAAUUUCGGAUCAAUUAACGGUGAUAAAAUCCAAUCAUUUCAGGGAAAAUAAAAAACAAACUAUGGAAAUCCCCAUUCUCCUUCUCUAAUCUAAAAUCUUUCAGAUCCAUUUUUGAGUUCUCCUUCAAAGGGGAAAUUAUUCCAUGCAUGCCGAUCCAUUUUAACAUCGGAAUAACCGCCGUCGAAUUCCUAAUCCGUAGCUCGAUUAGUCAACCCAAUCCUUAUUAGAGGUUUUUUAUUGGGUCCAAAAUGUUGAAGAAAAUUAUGAAAGGAGGGAAUCGGAAGCCUUCCAAAUCGGAUUCAACGGAUGCAUCUUUAUACGGGGUCGGUCCACCAGGUUCCCGCAAUCCCGGGUCGGGUCCAACCCCCAAUGUGGUCGUCAACCACGUUUCUCGUACCGGGCCGUACGCUCCAGGCCCGAAUUCGGUCGCCCCAAUGGUCCCACCGCCGAUGGGCACUGUGGAACCCUUGCCGUUAUUCCGUGACGUCCCCAUUUCAGAGAGACAGAAUUUAUUCAUGAGAAAAUUACAGAUUUGUUGCUUCCAACUCGAUUUCUCCGAUACUUUAAAAUCGAUCCGAGAAAAGGAAAUCAAGCGGCAAACGUUGCUGGAACUCGUCGAUUUUAUUCAAUCCGGUUCGGGCAAAAUCACGGAGAUGUGUCAGGAAGAAAUGAUUAAAAUGGUCAGAAUCAAUAUUUUCCGGUGCCUCCCUCCGGCAUCUCACGAGAACACGGGACAGGAAGUCACGGAUCCUGAAGAAGAGGAGCCCUAUUUGGAACCCUCGUGGCCGCAUUUACAGCUUGUUUACGAGCUUCUUUUGAGAUAUGUCGUGUCUUCGGAUACGGACACUAAGGUUGCCAAGAGAUACAUUGAUCAUUCGUUUGUUUUGAAGUUGCUUGAUUUGUUUGAUUCGGAGGAUCCCAGGGAAAGAGAGUAUUUGAAAACAAUUCUUCAUAGGAUUUAUGGAAAAUUCAUGGUGCAUCGGCCGUUUAUCAGGAAGGCCAUAAAUAAUAUUUUCUACAGGUUUAUAUACGAAACGGAAAGGCAUAGCGGGAUUGGGGAGCUUUUGGAGAUUCUAGGAAGUAUUAUUAAUGGUUUCGCGUUGCCUAUGAAAGAAGAACAUAAGUUGUUCCUUGUGAGAGCGUUGAUUCCAUUGCAUAAGCCCAAACCCAUUGCUAUUUAUCACCAGCAGUUGUCUUAUUGUAUUGUUCAGUUUGUUGAGAAGGAUUAUAAGCUGGCUGAUACGGUUAUUAGAGGGUUGUUGAAGUAUUGGCCUUUGACUAAUUGUCAGAAGGAAGUUCUCUUCCUUGGAGAACUUGAGGAAGUACUUGAAGCAACGCAGUCUGCAGAGUUCCAACGAUGUAUGGUUCCUCUUUUCAGACAGAUUGGACGUUGCCUCAAUAGCUCUCAUUUUCAGGUUGCAGAAAGAGCCCUCUUUUUGUGGAAUAAUGAGCACAUUGUGAGCUUAAUUGCGCAGAAUCGACAGGUGGUAUUACCAAUCAUCUUUGAGGCAUUGGAGAGGAAUAUCCAAAGUCAUUGGAAUCAGGCAGUUCAUGGGUUGACUGUGAAUGUGCGGAAGAUGUUCUUGGAAAUGGAUGCUGAGUUGUUUGAUGAGUGUCAGAGACAGUUUGAAGAGAAGGAGGCUAGAGCCAGCGAGGUGGAAGAGCGACGAGAAAUGACAUGGAAAAAACUGGCAGAUGUGGCAGCGCAGAGAGGGGAAGACGACAUGAUUACAGUCUAACUGGAUAAUCAGAGUAGGUUUGUCUAGCAUAAGAAAUGAUUGGAUCUGGGAUGAUGGCUGUGCUGCUGUUCCCUUCUCCAUUUUGGUGGUAUUUUUUUUAUCCCUGCCCCAAAUUUUCUUUUUUCUUUUUAAAAUUUUUAUUUUUGGUCUCAAUCUGAUCGUUGAAGAUAACUGAGAAGGAGCAGUGAUAAAUGUAAUUUAAAAUGAAUGGAAUUGGUUAGUAACAUGAUGCAGAUUAAGACUAAUCUGUGAGGAACGACUUGUAUUUUUUGUCAAGCUAUUUCUUCUUCCAACACAAUGUUACUACUUGAGAUUUUCAUUUUUUAAGAUUAAAAAUUAGGAUCAAAAUUUUCCAAUUGGGGCAGCUGGAUAUCAAUGUGCCUUUGGUUUGGUUGGUUUAUUUUUACUAAAGGCUGACAGACUGGCAUGCCCAAUACAAGUGUACAACUGUUAGAAAUGUUAGGAUUUGGGAGACAGGUUGGAUAGAAGUUGAGAUAUUGUUCUAGACUUGUUAUGUAAUCAGAUUAGAUCAAUCUCUUUUGUUUUCUGCAAAUGAUUUUAGAAAGCUGUCAAGCCGACAAGGCAUGCUAUCAAAACCAAUUAUGGAUCUGAAAAUAUCUCAUUAUCUUUGAACUUGCACAACAUGUUCCACACUCUGUUUAUGUCAUCUUCUAGAGUGUUUCAGAUUGGCUAUUGUAAUUGUUAAAUCAAAUAAAAAGAAACUAAAAAAAAAUAGAAUGAAAUUAAAACAGAAAAAUAGAAAAGCUACAAAAAACCAAAAUACAAAUAUCAUAUUCAUAUCCACAAAAUGAAACUGUUUCGGAAAGCCUCAGUUUGUUGUUUGGAAAUAAAACCUGGAGAAAAAGCUAUCCACAUUUUCACAGCUUCUUUAUUUUCCUUUCAUUUCUUUGUCAUAUCUUCUUUUCGAGACUUCAACAACCCAAACCCAAAGUUUGUUUCCGUUUCAUCGUUAACAAAACAACGUCAAACUAGGAAGGCUUUCAUUGAAGUGAUAAUUUAGUACUAAUGCUCGAGUAUCUAAUUUAUUUUCUCAAUUCAUGCGAAGUAACUUAAAUACAACCAAAAGAAUCCUUGUGGCCUGGAGUUUUGGAUACGAAACAGUUGUGCAACUUUAUCUUAUUUACUUCAUUACUGCUUAUCUUCUGGAAAAGGCUUUAUCUAGGGCUUUUGCAUUGGAGAUUUUGCCAGUUAACUGUGGCUGGUGUUAGACCCGUUGAAGACUAUUCGAGAACAUUGGCUGUUGCAUUUAACUUUAGCAAAAGACACAAGUUGUGUCUUGUUUCAUUCUAACUAACUUUGGGC